This is a messenger RNA of Amoebophrya sp. A25, 1814 nucleotides long. The record is from the annotation of a GenBank genome assembly. NCBI's taxonomy places the organism in Eukaryota, Dinophyceae, Syndiniales, Amoebophryaceae.
AUGAGAGGACGCGGGCGGUUGCCCCUCAAUGAUGACUUUUCACUUGACAGACGGCACUGGCAGAGACAGAGAGGAAACGACACGAGCAACUAUAGGAACUCCAUGCAUGUGGGAGGUAACUCCGAACCGACGGUCCAAAGACCCUGGGGGCCUCCGCCGAGAGCUGCUUUGUUUUUAUGAAACAGCGCGGAGAGAAGUUUCCACCAUCAACAACCUUGUUGGCUACAGGUUUUACUCAAUAUUUAGAUUCGUUGCUGUUUUCCACAUUCAUAUACCGGACCGAGUGACGCCGGCAAAGUUUUCGCUGGGCAAGUUUACAUGGUCCGAAAUUUCAAGGAAUUUUGGGGUUAUAUCAAACCACAUCCGUGGAAGCCAAAGCAGGAAGUGAGUUAAGACGAAUCUCAAUGGAGGUACUGCCUCCUCAAAAGGUUAGGGUAGGUUAGGUUGUGGUCAAAACCCUUUUCAAUAAUAAGUCACAGGCGUUUUUCUUCACAUCUGACAGAGACGACAAUGACUAAUAGCUCUAAUUGAGCAAAAGACACAGGGUCUUUUUUACAUUAAGAGAUUCCAUCGGUCGGUUACCUCAGAAAGGCGACGAAGUGAAAUUCGAAUUGGCCUUUGAUGAGCCGGCGGCGGACGAAAUCGAAAGGGAGUCUAAAAGAGUUUGGGAUGACGCGUUUGGAGAACGAAAAACUAGUCUACUAUGAAGAAAGUGAGGACCCAAACUUCAUCAAGUCUUCAACCUCGUCUAGAAGUAUAAUUGAAGAUCUUCUCCUACACUGUCAGACCACGUCUCUACGGUCACUAUGAAAGGUGAUAACAGGGACAUUAGCAUGCAAAGAAAGAUUCAUUAUUGUUCAAAGAAGAUAGGAGUAUACUUGAUGAUGACUACCCUUUUCGCUUCUCUAUCUUCCUCUGGUCCUUCUUUUUUCUAGUUAGGUCGUCUCCGCCAAAAUUAUUGUUUAAAGAAACUAAGAAUGAAAUCACUGCAAUCUUCCACCUGCUCUACAGAGUGAAGCUCUUCUGCUGACAUGGAACCUUGAAACUGAAAAAGUAACAGAGUCUCCUCUAAGAAAAGGCAAACCACGCGCAAUAAAGGUGACAGGGGGCACUGGGAUGUCGGUUGUGGAAACGAUUAAGCUCAAUGUGUGGGACGAAAUUCUUUUUGAACAAGAGGCGGCGACGACGAGAAACGUGAACGAAUGGGGUGAAAUGGAAGAGAAAGUGGCAGCGAAUGACGGAAAUUUGGGUUAUGGAAAUUUUGAUGUGAUUGUAGUAUGCUCACGCGGAUUAAGUAUGAAUAUGACCUUUCUAUCUAUUGAAGUUUGAAGUCUCUUUCUACAGUUGAUGUUUGUUAUUUUGGAUUGCUAUCGAUCCUCUAAAAUCAACUAGAAGAGAGUACCAGACCGACGCGAAAUGAUGCGAUGGAGGACAGUUGCAAUGAAGAAAUGCAGGCAACACCCUCAUCAACUGGAGACUUCUCAGCAGAUGUCCGCACAGGAGGUAGAAGUAUACUUGAGGAAAACUUCUCUGCAGUAGGAGAGAACAGGACUACAUCUUCUACAUCGAUGACACAAGGAGAAGGACGAGUCUCUGCUCCUUUACUGGACGAGAACACUACUACAUCUCAAUCUCUGAUGGGAGUAGCGCAAGGAGUAGAACAAAGCCAAAGAAAAGAAGGACCUCUGUCGGCAGAGGAGCGAAUACGAAAAGUAUUAGAAGAACGAAGAAAACAGGCUAUCCUAGAAGAGGAACGAAGACAAGCUGACUUAAAUGCGCGUAUAAGUUCUUGGCUUCCUGGGUACGCGCCAUGA